ACUCGACGACCAACUCCUUUGACUUUUGCCCUCAACGUUGCAUUAAGCUAACCAGCGUUGAGCACACAGGGGAUGUUAUCAUGCAGAGCAGCGUCCGCGUGACUAACUAAGAAGAAUGAACAAUGACGGCGAGGUCACCUACUUACCAAUUCAUCGAAUUGCUCAGGCUUGCGUUGCGUGCAGGCGUAAAAAAACUAGAUGCACGGGCGGGCGACCAGCUUGCACGCAAUGUCGACGUUUAAGACAAGAGUGUGUCUAUUCCGACUCCCAAAAUGAUGGAAAAAGCAAAUCGCAAAACCAACAGGGUGAUCGAUCUGAGGAGUUGUCCAGAAAUGCACGUGACGCGAUCAUGGAGAGAUUGGACUCAAUAGAGGAGAAAUUGCAAUCUUUUUCUGCGCAAUUAGAAAGGAUAUCCAACGCUCUGUCCUCGUCAUCACGAGUGACACAACAGGCAUUCGAGGAUCCAGAGCGUGGGCAGCGACGCAGCAAAAGAAGACGCCUUUCAGGAUCUUUUAACGACCGAAAUGCUGAUGGCGAAGCCGAAGUAUUAUCACCUGGCCCUGAGGGAUAUUCCAUCUCCCAGGAUGUGCUGACGGCUGUUAUUGAUGCCUACUUCACUUGCGCGCAGAACCAGCCCUAUUCAUUCUUUCACGAGGGCAACUUCCGGCGGCGGCUAGCCCAAAAUGAACUUGCCGAUCAUCUGGUGCUUGCCGUUGUUGCCAGUGCUGUUCGAUUUUGCCAUCACCCUCGACUUCCAGCCGACACCCAUGAAAUCGCCGUUAGCUACGCCAACAAGUCGUGGAAAUCCGUGGUUUCCAACUGCUUUGGUAAUAGCAAAUCAUCUAAUGUCUCAAUCGUGCAAACUAUUGCCUUAUUAGCAUUAUUUGAUUUUACAGCUGGCAAAUCCAGACACGGCGCUGCUUGGGUCAAAAUCGGAAUGGCUGUCCGGAUUGCCCAAGAUCUGGGGCUUAUGCUUGAGCCUCCUGCGCAUCUGCCAUAUGCUGAUCAAGAAGAGCGAAGAAGGGUCUUUUGGUCAGUCUACUUGCUGGACAGACUUGUUUCGUGCGGUCGUGGUCGACCUCCCGCAAUCGUCGAUGCUUGUUGCCAAUUGCAACUGCCAUGUGAUGAACAAAUGUGGAGAGAUGGCCUGUGGCAACAAACAUUGACUCUUGAUGAGCUUGCCAAUCGCACUUCACGAAAUUCUCAGCGUCAAGGUUGCUUCGCUCAUGUCAUUGUGAUGGCUUACACUGUCGGUCGUACAGCACAAUACAUGCUGCAGGAGUUCAACAUUCGAAGUCGAUAUCCUCCAUGGGAUCCCGCAUCUGAUUUCGCUGCUAUUGAAGCCGAUUUAAUUCAUCUAGAAUGUCGAUUGGAACUGGACCGACCGCUUUCCGAAGUAUUAGCGCCUCAUAUAUCACCUGAAGGACGAGUUGAUUACCAAAGUACAGGCCCCAUAAUAUUUGCCAGAGUGCUUUUACAUCUUUGCUACUGCAUGCUUACCCAUCCAUUCCUCCUCCGACGCCGACUUGAAAUGGGGAACAUUUCAGCACCAUCGAGCUUUCUGGCCCGUAUGUUUGAUACUGGCUGGCGGCAUGCGCAGAGUAUGGUGGAACUUUUCAAGGAAGCGAACGAAAAUAUGUGCACAUUCCGCUCUUCUUUCAGUGGCUACUGUAUCCUAAUUGCUGGCUCUAUCGCUGCGCUUUAUGCUCACAACGAAGAUUCUUCGGUUCGCCUCAAAGCUUCAAACUUGUUGCAGGAGGCAAUCUUAUACUUGCAAGACACUGGCAGAUACUGGCGCAAUGUUUCUACUAUGGCUCUGAUUCUCCAGCAAGCUGCCGAGAAUACUCUUAUGUAUAGUCAGCUAGCAAUACCGCGGUCACAGAUCGCCCCCCUUUCUACAGAAUACGCCAAUGCUAUUUGGUCACUUGUCGACUAUAGUACGAUAUCGAAUGAAACUUCGAUCAAUUUGGCUGCAAAUCAAUCACCGAGUUCUAAUUUAUGGUUCGAAUCGUGGUUUGAACUUUUUGGGAUGCAAUAUAGUACGGAAGAGUUUGGCUCGGAUGGCAACGAUUUAAACAGCGCAAGCGUGUCCCAGAGCGGAAAUUUAAAUAUUCUGUGAACUGUUGUAAUUAUUCAGAUGAUCUUCUUACCAGCAAUUAGGGUGCUUUGCAUUCUGAGAACGAGAUGAAGAUUCCAUCUAUUCUAGCCCAUUUUAAUCCCCUAGUAGGAGUACCAAAGGCAAUCGAUCAUGAUGAG
Verruconis gallopava is the source of this 2256-nucleotide messenger RNA. RefSeq lists its product as uncharacterized. Gene Ontology annotation, cellular component: nucleus. Lineage: Eukaryota; Fungi; Ascomycota; Dothideomycetes; Venturiales; Sympoventuriaceae. Gene Ontology annotation, biological process: DNA-templated transcription; regulation of DNA-templated transcription. The coding region runs from base 116 to 2119 and encodes 667 amino acids. The transcript has 7 exons. The record is from RefSeq and is a predicted model, not a curated record. Gene Ontology annotation, molecular function: DNA binding; DNA-binding transcription factor activity, RNA polymerase II-specific; zinc ion binding.